Marchantia polymorpha subsp. ruderalis is the source of this 4498-nucleotide messenger RNA. The record is from the annotation of a GenBank genome assembly. Lineage: Eukaryota; Viridiplantae; Streptophyta; Marchantiopsida; Marchantiales; Marchantiaceae.
UGGGGGAGAUGUGGGGUGAGGAAGAGGGAGACGGUGAGUGAAGUGAGCGAGUGAGAGGGAGGGAAGGGAGAACAAGUUAAAGGCUUUUUCGGCCUUGGCAGUUCCGUGUGGAUUUUACAAGAGUCGAUCUUAAUUAUUCACUUCAAGACACACAGACCGACAGAAGAAGAAAAAGCUGCUGCCGCUGCUUGGGAAUGUCGAUGCCAGUCGUCGCAGUCCGGGAUGGAGACAGCAGGCGAUGGGAACACAGCACAUCUCCUCGUCUUGAACCUCUACAACACUGAGGACCAACUUUUUAUGACAGCGCCCUCGCGUGAAACCUAGAGGAGGCUUAAUCUUUAAGCGGUCGGUCACUCGAGAGCUUAAAGAGGGCCAUCGAGAGGGAACACUGAUUUUCCUGCGGUCGGUUCGUCCGCUGCUUUGCUUUGCGCAAUUUGCAAUUUGCAAAGCCCGGACAAGAAUACGGCGCAGCACACACAGAGAUUCACAGAUAGACCGCGACGCCGGUCAGGCACACGAACAGAGUUUGCGAGAGAGUCCAAGAGAGUGAUACUUAUCAGCGGCCGAGAGCCGAGGGUCCAGUGGGUGGGUGGGUAGAGCGCGAGCCGCAGCGUGAGAGAGUGAAUCCGAGCGAUUUAGUGUUGUUCAGGUCUCCGAACUCGACGUCGCCAUCCGCUUGCACAUGAGAUGGUCGUCAGAAUUUGAAUUCUAUCACACGACGCAAGCAAGAUGUAGGGAGAAGAGGAACAAGUGCCGUCCAUCGGCAGCUACGUUUUCGUGUAUGUCUAAGACGGAAGAAUCAUAUUCUUGCGCAGUGGUCAGGAGUAUAUGUGGAGGUCCGACCACAAUGAUGGAAAUCGCUGUGGAACAGAGCCUGGCCGCAGCUCGAAAUGCCAAGCUUCAUGGGGCGAUGUGCAACAAAUUGGCUGUUCUGGUGAGCAACUUAGCGAAGCCUCUACCAGCGCUGAAUGCGGAGAGACAUCGGUGGCAGAAGUCGGGCGUUCAGGCCUUCUGUUCCCUCCAAAUGGCUCUAGAGAAAUCUCGGGCCCUGCUGCAGUAUUGUGCCCACUCCAGCAAGCUAUACCUGGCGAUUAAAGGCCAUUCGAUCAUAUGCAAAUUCGAGACCCUGAGGGAGGAAUUGGAGGAAAGCGUUCGACGACUUUCGAUCCUAGUGCCUCAACAUCUUGCGCUCCAGAUGGCAGGGCUGGAGACGGAAAUUGGAAAAACGGAAUUCGUUUUAGACCCGGAAGAAAAGCAAAUGGGUGCUGAGUUGAUUUCACUUUUGCUGCAGAAACAGAAGGGUGGCCAGUUUGAGAACCCUCAAGCAGAACAGGAAAGUUUCCUUCAGAUAGGAAUCCGGCUGGCAUUGACUUCGGCCGAGGGAAUAAACCUCGAGAGGAAGGCGCUAAAGAGACAGCUUGAGAAGGCUCAGGAUAAGCAGGAUAGGAAGAAGGAGGCGACCAUAAUUCACAUUCUGUAUUUGAUUAAGAAGUACAACAAUGUCCUGCAACGGGGUGGGGUAGAGAAGCCGGCGCUCUUUUCGCACUACUCUUUUAGUCGACUGUCAUGGUCGGGAAGCAUGGGCAGUUCCGGAGACGCGGAGAGCGACAAAGCUCACUACUGCGCCGAUUGCAAUUGCUCAGACGUGGAGACGGACGCGGAUAUCCCGAGCAUUUCCAGCUCGUCCAAGCUUCCAUUGGCUCCGGAGGAGUUCAGGUGCCCCAUCUCUCUGCAACUCAUGUCGGAUCCUGUCAUCGUGGCUUCAGGCCAGACAUACGAACGAGUGUGCAUCGAGAAAUGGUUCAAAGAAGGUCAUGUCACCUGCCCCAAGACGCAACAGAGAUUGGAGCACCUGAACCUCACUCCUAAUUAUUGUGUGAAAGGGUUGAUCGCCGGCUGGUGCGAGGCUCACUCCGUGCCGGUGCCGGGGCCUCCUUCUGCCCCACCUUCCCCGGUAGUUUCUUGUCGAUGGGAUCGCUCGGGUUCGGACGCGGUUGUCAAGGGCGAGUACGUCGACAGCCAUCCGAAACAGCAGCAACACCAGAGCAGCUCGUGCGAUCUGCUGUGCCACAGCGGCGGCGGCCAAGAGUUGAGCGCAGCGUCGAGUCGUGAACAUCUGCAACCUCUGCAUCAGAUGUCAUCGUCGAUGGAUUUUCACGACCGACGAGCAAGUUAUAGCUCUAUGAACAGCUCCUUAAACAGUUCCAUGAAUGGACGGCCAGACGAUAAAGAAGCGGAGAUCACCGAAGCCAACAGUGAAGAAGUCACGGAUGGGCUGGCCCAAUUAGUUGAAAAUCUCAAGUCCAGAUCAUGGGACAUCCAAUGUCAAGCCGCGGAGCAGAUUAGACUAUACACGAAGAACAGCGCGGAGGCCCGACUGGUGAUCGGCGAGGGCGGAGCCAUUCCCCCUUUGGUGGAUCUUCUGUACAAUGCCAUCGACCUGGAUGACCUCAGGGCUCAAGAGAGCUGCGCCCUGGCGCUGCUGAACAUGGCUGUCAACAACGACAGAAACAAGGCGCUGGUGGUGAUGGCUGGGGCAGUGCCACUUUUGGUCAAGAUGCUGAGAGUGGGAGAGACUCAGACGGUGAAGGAGUCGGCGGCCGCAGCGCUGCUGACCCUGUCGUGUCUGAACGACAACAAAGCAUGCAUCGGGUCCUUCGGAGCCAUACCCCUCCUUGUACAGCUUCUGAUAUCGGGGUCGAACCAGGGCCGGAAGGAUGCUUUGACGACGUUGUACAAUCUUACCAUAUUCAUGGGGAAUCGGCAUCGGGUGAUUCGCGCCGGAGCUAUUCCCAUACUGAUCCACUUACUAAGUCUACGCAAAGUAGAUCUUGUAGAGAAAUGCAGUGCUUUGUUGUAUAAUCUAUCCUUUACCGACGAGGGGAGGAUCGGCAUCGCCCAAACCGACGGCGCCAUCUCGACUCUGGCAGAAAUACUCGAGUCCGGCUCCGUGAGAGAAAAGGAGCAUGUGGCAGCAACGCUGUUGUUGCUUUGUACAAAUAGCUCGCAGUUGAACGACGCAGUGUUGAAGGAAGGCGUGAUUCCCGCCCUCGUGGCGAUUUCGGUCAGUGGAACUCCGAGGGCACGGGACAAGGCGCAGAAGUUGCUACUGCAUUUUCGGGAACAGAGGCAAAAGGAAGCUCCAUGCAAGUCGGUGCACUUCAACAUGUAUACCAACGCCAACACAGAAGAGUCGCAAUCCGAAGGCGAGGCCGACUCUCUGCGUGUGCACCACGACGAUGAAGAUGACCCUAGCGACAAGUUCUCGUCUGAGCGUGCCCGAAGACUGACCAAGUCGCGCUCGUCCCAGUUGAUCAGAUUCUCUUGCAGACCGCGGAUGUGUUCCCUUCGUUGCUGAUCAGAAUCCGACCUACCGACCGACCUACACCAGUCGGAUGCAUCGAAUCCAAUCCAUCCCCCGACCCCCAACCUUCCCAGGAACGGUGAAGUGUAAGAAAGCAAAUCCGUCAUCACCCACCAGCCCCCCAUCGAUCCAUCGAUCCAUCCAUUCAUCCAUCCAUCCAUCAUCGCAUCCAUCGAACCCAAUCGCGUCGUGGUGACUACCCUUGGAGUAUACCUUCUACUCUAACUGUACUGUAUGUGGAGGAGGCUUGGCCCCGAGUCGAGCUAUUCGUUCGUGUGAUAUCAACCUUCUACAUCAACAAAACUGGUUUUUGUGUGUCGAAAACAAAUCAUCAUCGUAUUUUUGGUAGUGACUAGGUGAUCUCAAGUAAGCAAGCCAGCAAGCAAUCAAUCAGUCGUUCGUUUGUGUACAUUAUACCUCUCUCUGUAAAACAUUUUGAGUUCGGAAGGCUGGAGCAUGUCUAAGCAAAUGGGCAUCUUCAGACAGGCAGGCAGGGCAGGUGGGCAGGUGGGUUUCCUAGUACAGGGCCGGGUGUUUACAUACUAGAGUAUGAUAGAGAAAGCCAGCGCAAUGUAGUCGUUAGAAAAAAUUCCUCACCUACGCUAUGUACUGACGUUCCCCGCUUCCACUCCCCUCCCCACCCCCUUGCCCCCGGGGGUACCUCGCACCUCUUUCCUACCACUCUCAUCAUUCUGACUUGGUCAUCGUUUCACUGUAAAUACCAUCAUUAUCGAUCAUUCAUUCGGUCUGAAACCUCCGGUCUCGACUCGACUCCACUCAAUUUGACACGAUAUCUGCUCAAAGCUUUAGCCGGACUGCUUGUUUCCAUCGGGGGUCCGUGGUGGAAUACACCGCCCGCUCACUCGCUCGGUCGCUCUUUUGCUGGGGCUCAAGUGUCAUCAGUGACUUUAGACUCCAAAUGUCGCAUCACGAUGUCCAGUUUUGGACAGAAAGUGGAGCGACUCGCUCGUUGUUCCGAUCGGACUGAGGAGUAAUGUAAGAGCUUGCAUAACCUUGAACCGAUUCACAUGUAGACACGGAUGUUCCCUUUGCGACACUUCGGAAGUUGGCUUCGUUCCAACCUGGCUGUCUCUAAGCUCUGUAAAUGUUACAUUAAGCAAUUACAGUUAUCGA